GCCUGGCGGAAGGACAGCGGGACAGCUCCCAGCUUUUGGGUGUUUUCGGUGUUAGGGCUCCGGCCGAAACUCUACAACACCGAUUUCACCACAAGCCACUCACGAUGGAGGCCAGAAGAGCGGAGUUAGAACGGAAACGCCAGAAGUUGGAGCAGCUACGCAUGGAACGGCUUAAGAAAAGGAGAAAGGAGAAGAAAGACAGCAGGUUGAAUGACGUUGACGACGGGCCGAAAUCGAGAUCGGACCAUGCCAUCGACCCUGACGAGUUGUUAUCGUCGUUGGGAAUAACGUUGACGCGAGAUUUGAGUGUGAGCAGCGUGUCGACGCCUCCCACGGGCUCGCCGAACGCGAGCAGCACUGCUUCCAGCCUCGACCACCAGUCUCUGCCGACGCAACAGGAACCUCAGCAGCAGCAGCAGGCACCGGCCAAGGUUCAGAAAAAACCUAAGCUGAGCAUCUGUACGGUGCACCAGACAACAUACCACCCGAGAGAACGUCACAUACAACAAGCAGACACAGACGCCCCCUCAGGUGAAAGGGAUGCUCACCCACUGGAUUACUAUGACGACGGUCACUUUGUUUUUCCUACCGCAAUAGAAUGGGAUGACGAGUUUCAAGUGUUGACUUUUGGGGACGUCCUAGCGGAAGAAGACGGCUCCUCGCUGGGAGCAGUGGUGGAGGGGGCGCUACCUCUGCAUGAGCCACACCAGCACAAGGUGACAGGUCUGCCCCACAUCGAGCCUGUACGGCCCGCCCAGACACCUGCCGAGGGAGCCACUGAUGGACACAGGGCAGCUGCAGAACAGGACAAGCCUAAAGUGCCUCGUGAACUGAGCGAGGAAGAAAGGCUGCAGAUCCUUCUGAGCGACGACUUCCGCAGCUUCCUGUCCCGCUCUGCACGUGUCAUUGAACGAGCACUGUAUGAGAAUGUGGACAUCUGCAUCGACUACAGUGGCACCACAGAAGAGCAGGACAGUGAUGACAAGAGCGGCAUCAAGCUGUCCAUGAACAGGGUGUUCGCAGAUGACCGGUGGUCCAAGAACAGGAUUGUCACCAGUUUUGACUGGUCUUCACAGUUUCCGGAGCUUCUGGUAGCGUCAUAUGGAAACAACUAUGAUUCUCCAAAUGACCCUGAUGGUGUCUGCCUCGUAUGGAACAUGAAAUUCAAGAAAACCACACCUGAAUACAUCUUCCACUGUCAGUCAGCAGUGGUGUCGGCAUGCUUCGCCAAGUUCCACCCAAACCUCAUCAUUGGAGGCACCUACUCUGGCCAGAUCGCACUUUGGGACAAUCGGAAUAGCCGGCGAACACCUGUCCAACGGAGCCCUCUUUCAGCCGCUGCGCACACACACCCCGUCUACUGUGUCCAAGUAGUCGGUACACAGAAUGCACACAACCUGGUGAGCGUAUCUACAGAUGGCAAGUUCUGUACCUGGAGCCUUGACAUGCUGUCAGCGCCGCAGGACGUACUGGAUCUGACACAGCAGAAGCAGUCACGUGCCAUUGCGGUCACCUCUCUCUCAUUCCCCAUGGGCGACUGCAAUAACUUCAUCGUAGGCAGUGAGGAAGGCGCUGUUUAUACAGCUUGUCGGCACGGCACCAAGGCAGGCAUAUUGGAGGCAUUUGAAGGUCAUCAAGGUCCCGUGACAGCAGUGCAUUCACACGGUUGCCAGGGCCAAGUGGACCUGUCGCACCUCUUUCUCACGUCUUUCGACUGGACUGUCAAGCUCUGGAGCCUGAAGGAGUCCAAGCCCAUCUACUCAUUUGAAGACAAUGGGGACUAUGUGUAUGAUGUCAGAUGGUCCCCUGUGCACCCAGUGUUUGCAUGCGUUGAUGGCACAGGACGACUUGACCUAUGGAACCUCAACAACGACACAGAGCUCCCCACAGUGAGUGAAGUGGUGGAUGGAAGCCCUGCACUGAACAGGGUUAUCUGGACACCUUCAGGACACCAAGUGGCUGUGGGCGACGACGCUGGAAAAGUCUGGGUCUACGACGUUGGGGAGCAACUGGCCGUGCCAAAGAAUGACGAGUGGUCCAGGUUCGUGCAGUCUCUUCAAGAGCUGAAGAACAAUCAGGCCGACCAGGAGCUCGACAGCUUCAACCUGGCGCCUACAACAGUGACUCUGUCCUCGUCCUCACCGCUUUCCUCGUAUGCCUGAUCGAUGUUCUCCUUGUGCGAGGACAGCCGGAGGUGCCAUUCUGCAGCGACCACCAACCACACUGCUGUGCAGCUAAUUUAUGCUUUCGCAUGCCACGUUGUAAUUUAAGAAGUCUGCGAACGCUGGGGGUGAAAGGAACACAGAUUUUCUGUUACCGCUCUUCUUGUUGCUCGUGCGGCUGAAAGAAUGUGGGAAGGGCUGAAGGUUCUGCUCACGUCACAGAACCUGCGUGUGUACACAUGUACAGAGUAGGCAACAUUUCUAUAGAGAGAGAGAGUAAAUUAAAACUUGACAUGCAGCGACAUUGGUUGCAGUCCUAGUGUUUACCCCUUUCCUUGUUGCACAUCCCCUUUUGUGCAUACACGUAUGGGUGGCGCUGUCGCUUGUUCCAGUGGUCUGUAUUAAAGGGGGAAUCGUGUAGCAUUUAUAAAUAAAGUUACGAUGAUGUGCAUAUUUAUUGCUGCGCAAA
Rhipicephalus sanguineus (brown dog tick) is the source of this 2631-nucleotide messenger RNA. RefSeq names its product cytoplasmic dynein 1 intermediate chain 2-like. Gene Ontology annotation, biological process: transport along microtubule. The record is from RefSeq and is a predicted model, not a curated record. Gene Ontology annotation, molecular function: dynein heavy chain binding; dynein light chain binding. Gene Ontology annotation, cellular component: cytoplasmic dynein complex. Lineage: Eukaryota; Metazoa; Arthropoda; Arachnida; Ixodida; Ixodidae.